This is a messenger RNA of Daldinia childiae, 942 nucleotides long. RefSeq lists its product as uncharacterized. The transcript is spliced from 3 exons. Gene Ontology annotation, molecular function: carbon-oxygen lyase activity, acting on phosphates. The record is from RefSeq and is a predicted model, not a curated record. Lineage: Eukaryota; Fungi; Ascomycota; Sordariomycetes; Xylariales; Hypoxylaceae. Bases 1 to 942 code for a protein of 313 amino acids.
AUGUCACAGAGCAAACGGGGACAACAUACUACAGAUACGCUGGGAGCCGAGCUAUACCUUCGUCCGUUAAUCUCGUCUUUCAUAUCAAACAUCGGGUACACGACGGCACCAGUGAUCAGCAACGAAACAUAUUGGUCAGCUCUACGCCGACGUGCAGUUAAGACUGGUAUUCCACAUCCUGAGGGGUCACACGCUUUCAAGUGCUUAAAAGUAGGGGGGAAUUAUGCUAUUGCUUGCCUUCCCAACCAUCCUCUAGACGUCCAAGUAUAUGUCGGUAUUUAUACCUGGCUUGCCAUUGUCGUUGACGAUGUAGCAUGUCAGUCUUUGGAAGAUUUCGAGCCCUUUCACGAACGCUUCGCUAGCGGAAAGCCUCAGCCGACAAUUCUUCUUGAGACUUGGGCAGAGAUAAUUCGGUUGGCCUUUGAUUAUUGGGACCCUAUGGUGGCCAAUUUUAUCGUCGCCGCAUCCCUUGACUUUCACAACGCGUGCGUCUUAGAGGCGCGUUCGGAACUCCGCCGCCUGGUACGAACUAAAGGCGGUCAGAGCUUGGCCUGGUACAUGCGUAGCAAGUCCGGUCUUGCAGAUGCGUAUGCGUAUUUUACAUUCCCUAAGGCCGUAUAUCCUGAUAUUUCAUGUUUCCUAGAAGCGAUCCCGGACUUAUCUGCUUAUUUCUGUCUGGCUAAUGAUGUAUUGUCAUUCUAUAAAGAAGAGAAAGCAAAAGAAAAGGACAACUACAUCAAUUACAGAGCUUACUACGAAGGCAGUGAUACCCGAACGGUUCUGUCAGAGGUAAUUGAGCAGACGCAAAAUACCGUCCGGCGUAUGCGAAUUGUAGUUAAGGGACGAGAGCCGUAUGAGCAGGCUUUAAACAACCACAUCUUGGGCUACGUAGCAUUCCAUAUUCUGAGCGAUCGCUAUAUGUUGUCAGAGAUUGGUUUGUGA